AUGCGCCCUGUUGACUGGCCACAUUCUAGUCGGCACGGUCGCUCUCCUCACUCCACUCGAGGUCCAGAGCCCCUUGUUGUGCCUUCACAAGCUCACCAUGUGUACCUGACACAGGAAGAGAUCAUGAAACUACACUUCAAACCCACAGUGGGAACCAUCCAAAAGUCAGAGGGGACAGAGGUCAAAUUUAACUGCUCCAUUGAUAUCAAUGAUGUAGAGCAGGACCUGACCAUUCAUUGGUGGAAGAAUGGCAGGGAGAUGCCAGGGAACAUGCAGACUGAGGUCUAUACUCAGGGGGCAGUUACCCUGCUCUCCACAGUGAACAUUAAAAGCAUUCAGCGAUCUGACGCUGGGGAAUAUCACUGCAGGCUCAGUGUUAGCAACAAACUAAUUAAGUCAGACCCCAUUUACAUCGAGGUCGAAGGGCUGCCAACUUUCACUAAGAAUCCAGCAGACAUGAAUGUGACCCGGAACAGCCCAUUCACAUUGACCUGUGAGGCAGUGGGUCCCCCAAACCCUGUCACAAUUGAGUGGCUUCACAAAGGAAUAAAAUUCGGUUCCCUCAGCGACUCCCCAAGCACCAUUCGUAUUGAAGGCGUGGACUCACCCACUCAGUACAGCUGUGAGGCUCGUAACCAGAAAGGUCUUUCUACUUCCAAAGAGGCCCGCAUCAAUAUCAAAGAGCUACCACAGAGGGUGUCCAGGGUCAGCGUGACCAAACGAGAAUCCGAUAAGUUAAUGCUGAGUUGGACACCUGGGCAUGAUGGAUAUUCUCCUCUGAACACGUGUUACAUCACGGUGAGAGAGUUAGAAGAGAGGGGAACCCCCACAGCAGCGCGUGAAACCCCAGUUCCUCCAUAUGAGUAUGAGGUCACAGGGCUUAGGGCCAUGACCUGGUACAACAUGAGUGUGUCCUGUCAUAAUGAACUGGGUCCGUCCCCUCCCAGUGCCUGGGUCCAGAGCAACACCACAGAGGGAGUGCCGUCGGCGCCCCCCCGGAAUUUGAGCGCUCAGGUCAAUGAGACCAUUUUGAUGAUUCGCUGGGAAGCUCCGCCCUCUGACAAAGUGAACGGGAUCCUGCAGGGGUACGAUGUGACGGUCAAGCACGCGGCACACACUAACAAGAUCCGCAGUUACAGCACACAGGCAGCUGUGACACUGCGAGUCUUCAACACCACAUACAGUGUGGAAGUAGUGGCCUGUACACAGGUUGGAUGUGGGGUACAAAGCCCACCUUUUGAGCUCUUUGUGCCAGAGCCUGUGUCACCUGUAUCCACACCGCCCAGGCCACGGAUGCAUGGCUCAGAUUCUGCAUAUGUUGUUUUUGGGGUGGUGUGUGGGGUCUGUCUUCUCAUGAUUGUUUUCAUUGGAGCAGUGUGCUUGCGCACUAGACUCAAGCAGUUUUGGGGAUCUGAAAGCAAGUUGCCAAACAUAGUUGAGUACAAGCCCCAGAGGACCUACAAUCGAUCAGCCAUGGAAAUCGACCUUGGAAACUUGGGUGUCAGCACGGAGCUUCAGGCCAAACUGCAGGAUGUGAUGAUUGGAAGGAAUCUGCUGUCUGUCGGAAAAGUCCUUGGAGAGGGUGAGUUUGGCUCUGUGGUAGAGGGCCGUUUGAAGAAACCAGGUGGAUCAUCAGAGAAGGUUGCUGUGAAGACCAUGAAAUUGGAUAACUUCUCACAGAGAGAGAUUGAAGAAUUUCUCAAUGAAGCUGCCUGCAUGAAAGACUUCCACCACCCAAAUGUCAUUAGACUGUUAGGGGUGUGUUUAGAAGUUGGAGCAGGUCACUUUCCCAAACCAAUGGUUAUUCUUCCCUUUAUGAAAUAUGGAGAUCUUCACAGUUUUCUCAUUCGCUCCCGGCAUAGUGAGAAUCCACAGUACCUGCCUACUCAGACUCUACUAAGGUUUAUGAUUGAUAUUGCUUUGGGCAUGGAAUACCUCAGCAGCAGGAAUUUCCUGCACCGAGACCUAGCAGCCCGCAACUGCAUGUUGCGUGAUGACAUGACUGUAUGCGUGGCAGACUUUGGCUUGUCUAAGAAAAUCUACAGUGGGGAUUAUUACAGGCAGGGAAGAAUAGCCAAAAUGCCUGUCAAAUGGAUUGCAGUGGAGAGUCUUGCUGACCGAGUGUUUACAGUAAAAAGUGAUGUGUGGGCAUUUGGUGUGACCAUGUGGGAAAUUGCAACUCGAGGCAUGACUCCUUACCCUGGUGUCCAAAACCAUGAGAUUUACGAUUAUCUUCUAGACGGUCACAGACUGAAACAGCCAUCUGACUGCCUGGAUGAACUGUAUGCAAUCAUGAGUAGCUGCUGGCGAGCAAACCCACAAGAAAGGCCGGAUUUCACUCAGGUCCGGGAAAUGUUGGAAAAGCUUGCAGAGAAGCUGCCCGAUGCUUCCAACAAGUCAGAAAUCAUAUACAUCAACACAAGUUUUCCUGAGGAGGAGCCUUUGACUAAGUCCAAGCCAGAUGGUCCUCUUCUUAGCUCUUCACCAUCAUGUAGCCGCCAAACCAUGGACACUUCGGUCGUGACCGCAGAUGUUCACGAGAGUAUUGACUCUGAGGAGGAUGACCGGUACGUUGUUGUUGUCUCCUCUGACAACCCAGAGUUGGGUGCAAAUAGUACUGCAGACACUCCAGCCAAUACUCCUCUAUUAUCUAAUGAAAGCUUGGAGCAGGACAGUGUUGACAUUGCUGGGGAGGGAAGGGAGGUGCAGCCUUCCUCCACUGAUACUACACAUUUGCUCUAA
Messenger RNA from Chanos chanos (milkfish), 2742 nucleotides. RefSeq names its product c-mer proto-oncogene tyrosine kinase a (gene mertka). Gene Ontology annotation, cellular component: signaling receptor complex; plasma membrane. Gene Ontology annotation, molecular function: transmembrane receptor protein tyrosine kinase activity; protein binding; ATP binding. Gene Ontology annotation, biological process: cell migration; nervous system development; protein phosphorylation. Bases 1 to 2742 code for a protein of 913 amino acids. The record is from RefSeq and is a predicted model, not a curated record. NCBI's taxonomy places the organism in Eukaryota, Metazoa, Chordata, Actinopteri, Gonorynchiformes, Chanidae. The transcript is spliced from 18 exons.